Molecule: messenger RNA, 2548 nt
Organism: Patiria miniata (bat star)
Lineage: Eukaryota; Metazoa; Echinodermata; Asteroidea; Valvatida; Asterinidae
Gene: atp6v1d
Product: V-type proton ATPase subunit D-like
Exons: 7
Coding region: 113-865 (250 amino acids)
Cellular component (GO): proton-transporting V-type ATPase complex
Molecular function (GO): proton-transporting ATPase activity, rotational mechanism
Source: RefSeq, a predicted model, not a curated record
AGUCUGUACUCACAUGACUGUACAUUAAUAUACACGAUAUCGUAAUUUCCGCAGUGGGCUACAGAAUUCACUCAGCUUUCGAGGUCUACGUUUCGAGCUAAACAAAGUCAAAAUGUCGGGAAAAGAGAGGAUUAUUGUAUUUCCUUCUCGUAUGGCUCUGACUAACAUGAAGGUUCGUCUCAAAGGAGCACAGAAAGGACACAGUCUGUUGAAGAAGAAGGCCGAUGCACUGUCGCUUCGAUUCCGGCAGAUUCUACAUAAAAUCAUUGAGACCAAGACAUUAAUGGGUGAAGUCAUGAAGCUCGCAUCAUUGUCCCUGGCAGAAGCCAAGUUUGCCUCGGGCGAUUUCAAUCACAUGGUGCUUCAGAAUGUUACCAAGGCAAAGACCAAAGUCCGCUCCAAGAGGGACAAUGUAGCAGGCGUUCUUCUGCCAGUAUUUGAACACUACACCGAUGGCAGUGACACGUACGAGUUGACUGGGCUGUCUCGCGGUGGGCAGCAAAUCGACAAACUGAAGAAGAACUACGACAAGGCUGUCCAGCUGCUGGUGGAGCUAGCCUCCCUCCAGACAUCAUUUGUCACACUGGAUGAAGUCAUCAAGAUCACCAAUAGACGUGUUAAUGCAAUUGAACACGUGAUCAUUCCUCGCAUCGAGAACACCAUCGCCUACAUCACCACCGAGCUGGACGAGCGGGAACGAGAGGAAUUCUACCGUCUCAAGAAGAUCCAGGAAAAGAAGAAGAUCAUCGUGGCCAAGAAAGAAGCCAUGAUGAAGGCGCGCAGGGAGGAGGCGGGAGAGGAUUUUGAGGAGGCGGGGAAUCUUAUAGACGACGAUAAGGACGAAGAUUUACUUUUUGAAACUUGAGUCAGAAACUGUGGUAUUAGGUAGAUCGAGAUGUAUUUUCAAUUUUUAGUCACAGCCACUUACGAAAUUACUUAGCUACGGCUGCAGCCACAUCCCAUAGACAUGUGUGUGUUACUGCUAGCCAUAGUCAAGUAAUUUUGGACAUGGCUGCUGUAAAUUUGAUAAUAUGCCCAGCUUGCAAUAUCUUUUAUCCAUUAACAUAAGGAUAGUGGUUCAUACAAAGCAGGGCGUGUCUUUUUUGUUUCAAUUCUGAAAGUGAGACAGAUCAAACUAAAAUGUUCAAUCCUCUAUCCUCAAAGAGACUCUCUAAGGAAUUCAUCAAGAACAGCCAGUGGCAUAUAAAUGAUGCUUAGUGAGUGCAUUAACUUCUCUGUUUUUAUUUUUAAAGGAGGGAAUCAUAUUACUGUGAUUAAUUGAUAUCUAUUUAACCCUAACCUCACCUAAAGCUACAAAAUACUACUGGUAGUAAACUGUGGUAUGCAGUACUUCAGCAUAUAAGUGGGCACAGCACUCACAGUAUUUUUUGGUACGUGGUGCCUGCAUAUAUAUUUUUUGUAGUAUUCUGUAGUUCUUUAUCCCAAAGUAAUGGCUAGAACAUUAGGGCUAGAACAAAACGUGGUAUUUAAAAUUAUAUGUGUCUGGAACCGGUCCAGUAAUGAAAAUCAACAACGCAUAUGUAGAACAAUUUUUUUAUUCAUUUUUUUUGGAUAGAAAUGAUUUUCUGUCAAACGUUGGCUGCCUCAUCCAAUUCAUGUGAAGAUGUUGUCAAUGGGAGGGAAAGAGUAUUUGUGAAAAUUCUUUGGUCUUUGCUGAAUUAAAAAUAAAACCUACAAAAAGCGUCACCUUACAAAAUACAACUCACUAUUUUUUUACAUUUUCCCAAUUAGCAACAGUCCAUUGGCAAAUAAUUUCAUUGGGUCCUGCAGAGGAAUGUUCAUUUAGGUUUUUCUUUUAUUUAGUUCCUGUGCUAUAAUUAUGAAAUAUAUUUUGUCCAGUAUUUAUUGUAAACCUCCAAGCACCAAUAUAUCUUGUCAAUGUGUACCUCGUAUUUCUCUAAAUACCAUUAGCCAAAAAAUGAUAGAUCUUCAAUAUGCUCCCAAUUAUUUACACAUUUAUAGCAUGGCAUUUUGAAGUAGCCGUGCUUAUUAAUGAUGGUGGGUACCCUCUGUUAGAUACUGUCUUCUGAUUGGCUGUUUUCAUGCCUGGUACUAUGUCACAUUGUUAUUGCUCUAUAGAGUCUAUUGUUGCUUUACAACCACCCACUCCCACAAGCACUAGCCUCACAAGAAAGACUAGCCCGCUGCGACAGAGUCCUCACUGUGAUUGGGCAAAGUGAUCUAACAAACGUAAACAUACCUUAAUGUUGGAUAAAACAAUUUUGGCAAACAAGUGGGAAAACUAGAUCAUGAAUAUGUUUGGUUUGGUGUAAAAAGAUUGGUUUAUAAGCUAAUAAAUUCCAUGAGAGGUUUAAGAAAAUAUUUUAAGUUUAAAAUUUUUUGAAAAAUUAACUAGAACUACUUUUUAAAAGAAGUGAAACAACUUAAUAUCUGUUUAGUUUAUCCUCUGUGCUAACGUAUAUCAUAUAAUUAAGUACUGUUAAUGGAAAAUGUUUAUCAUGUAUCAAUAGUGUGUAUAUGGUAUUGAAAAAUGUUUAAAUGCAAUAAAUGGACAAGUCAUAAGACA